This is a messenger RNA of Dioscorea cayenensis subsp. rotundata (Guinea yam), 1165 nucleotides long. RefSeq lists its product as uncharacterized. The transcript is spliced from 4 exons. Lineage: Eukaryota; Viridiplantae; Streptophyta; Magnoliopsida; Dioscoreales; Dioscoreaceae. The record is from RefSeq and is a predicted model, not a curated record. Bases 245 to 913 code for a protein of 222 amino acids.
UAUUUCUAUGUGGACCCUUCAACCCAAUAUCUUCACACUUUCUAUACUUUCUCUCUCUCUCUCUCUCUCUCUCUCUCUCUCUCUCUCUCUCAGAGUGGUCCUUCCUAGAGUUCAUAGAUGAGAGCUCUUGAUUGCAGUUCGGAGAUUGGAGGAAAGGUUUCUGGACUUCGAAGCAAGGAGUGUUGUUUGUUCUUAGAAAAAAUUUAAUUCUUGUUUGGGUGUAUAAAGUUCAGUGAUUGCAAGCAUGAGAUUCCAUCUAGGACUUGGUUCCAAGGCCAAGAAGCUUUUUGUUUCAUCUCCAACCAAGAAGAAGCCUCUCAAUGGGGAGAUCCAAGUUGGGAACUUGGAGCCUGGGCUUGGUGGUUUCAGGAGCCCUGAUUAUGGAAGCAAGGAUGAGACCUUCUUUGAUUCGAGGGCAUGGUUAGAUUCUGAUUGCGAUGAUGAUUUUUACAGUGUCAAUGGAGAUUUCACACCUUCACGGGGCAGUACUCCAAACCAUCAGUUUGGAACAACUCCCCGGAACAAAGCUUAUAUGGGCAGCACAUUUCCUAAUUCCAGUGUGGAACCUUCUCCUACUGAAAGAAAGAAAAAACUUGCUGAACUUCUACAGGAAUCAUUAUACAGUGAACAAAUUAGCAACGGGCAAAAUGUAUCACACAACAACAAGGCACCAAAUGGCGAGCUAUUUGCUAACAGACUUGACACUGAACAUCCUCCAAAGUCAGUUGUUGGGACACCAUAUUUUUCGGGAGCUAGUUCAGUCUGCGGCAGUGAGGCAAUGACUCCGAGCAGAGACUUGAAGCAUAGAAAGGAAAGAAGAAGUUCAAGUUGUUGUUUGCCGAGUUUGCUACUGAAUCUCACCUUCACUGAGAAGAGGAGGCAGAAAAUGAGUCCUGAACAUGGCCGCGGUUAAUUACUGCAUCAGGUAUAUCUUGAAAAAUCCUUUUUCUGCAAACAAAACUGAGCGACGAAUCGGGGAAUUUGUAUAUCUAUAUAAUCAAUCAAUCAUCUUUAAAGGCGAUGUAUGAAACAGUGAAGAUGAUAUGCUGUUUUGGUUUCCAAAUCAUGCCUUCUUGUAUAAGAAAAAGAAUGGCCAAAUCAUGAAAGCAGAAAAUAUGAGUUUGAAUCAACAUGAAUCAUGUUGAGUUUUGGUUUUCUUGUCAAA